AUGCAUGUUGGAUUAGACUUUUGCAAAAGAUACUCUACACUUGAUCUUGUUGGGUAUGUAGACUCUAAUUUUGCAGAAGCUAAAUAUGUGGCAGUGACUGAUGCAUUUAAGGAGGCAAUAUGGUUGCAAGAGAUUUUGAAAGAAGCAAGUUUGAUGGAUGGACUUGUGACUGUGUAUUCUGACAGUCAAAAUGCCAUUCAUCUAAGUAAAAACCUUGUAUAUCAUGAGAGGACGAAGCACGUAGAUGUGAAGUAUCAUUUUGUCCGAGACCAAAUCACUAAAGGGAAUUUGAAUCUGCUGAAAAUACCAACUGAAAAGAACCCAGCUAAUAUGGGAACAAAAGUGGUAACUCUUGCAAGGAAUAUGGGUUUGGAGAUGCGUAAUAUUGCCGCCAGUAAAGAUGAGGACCAGAGCAAAGAUUUGCUAAUUGAUAUCUCUGAAGAAAACUUAUCAGAUCCUGAGCCUGCUCUUGAGUGUUAUAUUUGCAGGGUUCCUAAAAGCAUUCGCAGAAUAAAUGAAGAAGCCUACACUCCUCAGUUAGUUUCAAUAGGUCCUCUUCACCACAGUAAAGAAGAAUUAGCUUUCAUGGAAAGACAGAAAAUAAGGUAUAUGGAAAGUUUUCUCAAGUGAAUAACAGUUGAGAAAUGUGACGAACUUUUAAGCUUCAUAGAAAACAACGAACAACGAAUUCGUAAUUGUUAUGCAGAGAUCAUAAAAAUGGAGAGUGAUGCGUUUAUAACCAUGAUUCAACAUGAUGCUAUCUUCGUCCUCGAGCUUUUUCUAAGGAGUUACCAUAACGAUAGAAGUGACAAUUUUUUGUUAAAGAUUCCAACAACAAGGUUUGCCCUAAAGAUGGAUUUGCAGCUACUAGAAAAUCAACUUCCAUUCUUUGUCCUCGAGGAAUUAUACAAUCUAGCUUUUGAAACUCCUACCUUCAGGGAUCUUUCUCAUAAAUUCUUAUGUUUAUCCAAUACCUUACCCGCUGAGAUGGUGGUUAAACAUUUCACCGAUUUGAGAAGAAGUACUCUCUUCAGAAAUUUCCCACGGAGAAAGGAGUUAAAGCAAGGGUCCAUUUCAGAUUUACCUUGUGUAGUAAAGUUGCACGAGUCGGGAGUGAAGUUUAAGGGUAUUACAGGAACAUCGUUACUCGACAUAAGAUUUGAGAAGCGAAAGCGGCUGAUUUCACACUUUGAAGUUCAUGAAUUGCAAAUACCUCAUUUGGUAGUGGCUGAUUAUGGGACAAAACGUUUGCUUCGAAAUAUAAUGGCUUUGGAGCAAUGUCAUUAUCCAUCGAAUACUCGAGUUUGCAACUAUGUGAGAAUAAUGGAUUAUCUUAUUAAUAGUGAGAAAGAUGUGGAUUUGCUUGUUGGAAAGGGGAUAAUUAGAAAUCGUUUGGGAAAUAAUAUUUCUGUAGUGAAUUUGUUCAACAAACUUAGCUUACAAAUUCAUAGAAGUAGGUCAUGUUAUUAUAAAACCAGCAUGGAAUUGAAAGCACACUAUAACAAUCCUUGGAAUCAUACCAAAGCAACGUUAAAAAGUGUGUACUUCAAGAAUCUUUGGCGAGGCACCGCCACUGUUACAGCAGCUGGGAUUUCGUUGCUCACUCUCAUGUAA
Molecule: messenger RNA, 1614 nt
Organism: Pistacia vera
Lineage: Eukaryota; Viridiplantae; Streptophyta; Magnoliopsida; Sapindales; Anacardiaceae
Product: UPF0481 protein At3g47200-like
Exons: 3
Source: RefSeq, a predicted model, not a curated record